This is a messenger RNA of Notolabrus celidotus (New Zealand spotty), 2242 nucleotides long. RefSeq names its product Kruppel-like factor 11b (gene klf11b). Bases 188 to 1753 code for a protein of 521 amino acids. The record is from RefSeq and is a predicted model, not a curated record. Gene Ontology annotation, molecular function: RNA polymerase II cis-regulatory region sequence-specific DNA binding; DNA-binding transcription factor activity, RNA polymerase II-specific. Lineage: Eukaryota; Metazoa; Chordata; Actinopteri; Labriformes; Labridae. The transcript is spliced from 4 exons. Gene Ontology annotation, biological process: regulation of transcription by RNA polymerase II.
UUUUGUUUUUCUUUUUUCUCUCCUCCCCAUGUUUUACACACACAGCUGAGAGAAAAGGGAGCCAGUCAGAGAAAAAAUACCAUCUAAACCCUACCCCGGUAUAGGCAGCAGUACUGGCAACCGCCGUCUCUUUGUUCUACACUGCCUUUGACAACAAAAAAGUGAUAUUAAGAUAUUUUAUUCUUCAAUGCCAACGCGGAAAUUUGCAGACAUGGACUCAAACGGGACUGAGUACAUGGAUCAUUACGGGUCCUAUGUAAAGAGGAGGAGGCAUGACAGCGAUCAGACUGUCUGUAAUGUAACAUCUGGCCUGGAGUACACAGACCUGGAAGCAGCUGAAGCGCUGGUGUGUAUGAGUUCUUGGGGUCAGGGUCACAUUAUCAGCAGCAACAGGCCAAACCCCUGCAAGCCCCGACCCCUCACCCCGGCCUCUGAUUCCUGCGACUCCCUCUCACCACCAGAACUGCCAGAGCCUCCAAAGGACUUUGUGUCCCUUUCUUCUCUGUGCAUGACCCCGCCUCACAGCCCCAGCUUUGUGGAGCAUUCAACAUCCAGCUCGAUGGCCUCUCAACACGGUGGCUCCGGGCUGCAUCAACCUGUCCUGGCACCCAUUGCUGAGAAGACUCCCUCUCUCCCCCCUCAACCCCAGCCCUGCAGAGCGAUGGCGACCAGCGUCAUCCGCCACACGGCAGACAGCAACCCCUGCCAACACCGCAUUCCAGUGGCCCCCAACCCAGAGAAAACAAGAGACACAGUAACGGCUGUGACGCUCUGCCAGCAGCGACUGCAGCAGCAGCAGCACAUCACAAAGACUGAGAUCAACACACCUCCAUCUCCUGCUGCUCUUCUUACCCCUGUCUUAAAAACAGAGCAGCAAACCAGCCCCUUAAAAUUCACUUUGGACAAUGUCUCCAUCACCACUCCGCCUUUCAAACCCCAACCACAACACAGCCCACGCACUUCGCCUGCUCCACCCACAACCCUGACCCCGCCUUCAGUCACCAGCCCUCAGAUCUUCUGCCAAAUGUUCCCUGUCAGCAGCCAAUCAGGUAUCAUUUCAGCUUUCAUCCCCAGUGCGGUUCAGACAUCCACAGGGAUUCGAACCACCACCACACCCAUCCUCCCACAGCCCACCUCAGCCAAUGCCUCCCCUGUUCAUCAGUCCCUCAUCGUGGGCUCGGCGGUCGCUCAGGGCACCGUGAUGCUGGUUCUCCCACAAUCCUCCGUCUCUCAGGCCCCUCACUGCUCGCAGACUGUCAUGACGCUGGGCAACACCAAGCUGUUACCUCUGGCCCCGGCCCCCGUCUACGUGCCGGCAGGUCCCAGCAGCGGUACUACAGCAACAAAGAUGGACUUUUCCCGCAGGAGGAACUAUGUGUGCAACUUCCCUGGCUGCAGGAAGACUUACUUCAAGAGCUCACACCUCAAGGCUCACUUAAGAACACACACAGGUGAGAAGCCUUUCAGCUGCAGCUGGGACGGCUGCGAUAAGAGGUUCGCCCGCUCGGACGAGCUCUCCCGUCACCGGCGAACUCACACCGGCGAGAAGAAGUUUGUGUGUCCGGUGUGCGACCGGCGGUUCAUGCGCAGUGAUCACCUCACCAAACACGCCCGGCGCCACAUGACCACGAAGAAAAUUCCCUCCUGGCAGGCGGAUGUUCGGAGCCUGAACAAAAUGGCUGCUGGCAAACUACCUUCCUCCAAACCUGGCCUAGCAACACUAAGCAUGCUGGUGCCUGCAGGCUCACAGUAGACAAUGCACACUGCCAUCUUUAAUACUCCUGAGAUAACACAGGGACACCAGGAGCAGCCAAGCACUCGGCUGCUGCCACUUUACUCAUGGGAAUGAAAGAAAAACAUGCACUGGACUCUUUGUUUUCCUCUCUACUGCUUAUUUGUACGUGUAUUUUUCUCUAAAGGAUUCUUUUGUUUACUUUGAUAUUACUGUUAAUAUGUAUGCACACUUUUGCCAAAGCCUUUGUAUGAAGUUGGUCUUACACAUUUCACCUUCUGCACCUCUCCUACAUCACUUUCGGUCGACAGAUAUGUAUGUCGUGAAUGUAUCCUUGGUUGGACUAUGAAAUGCAUUUAUUGGUCAGAUUUGGGAAAAGUUCAUAUGAAAAACAAUGUAAAUAUGAAUGUUAAUCAACAGUGCUAUGAUUAUACCAUGAUUGUAUUUCCCUGUCUAACUUUUCAUAUUAUUUAAUACCUAUUUGUAAUAAACUAAAUAUUAAAAUCAGAA